AAGCUUUUAGGAAUCGGUAGAUGACUUUACUAAACACAUGAAGCUAUUGUGUUUGUUUUGUACUUGAUAAGCAAACAUGAAAAUCUGAAUAAUACGGACAGUGAUCAAUCUCAUAAUUCCCACAACUGACACAGAAUAAAGAGUAGGGCAAACACAGACCCGUGGACACAUCUUGAACCCUAUAUCUUUAACAGGUACACGGGGUUAUCCGUAUUCAAAAUCAGUGUGUAAAGAACGGACUAACAAUUGGUAUGAAAACGACUUAAUGAUAGAUUGUAUUUGCAAACCACUUGAUAUCCCAGUCAAGAGCUUGUUCUGCGUAUGAUCAGGUUUUAAAUAGAUGCAGCCUACUGCCAAACAAGUUGAUGGUGAGGGGUUUCAACAGUCUCAUUUAAAUUCAGCAUUUCUCAAAUUCUAUGGUUAUUAUAACGAUCUAGUUCACAUAUAACCUAUCAUUGGUUGAAAUGCUGUCUGACGUGUUUUAUACCGACUGUUCUUGACACACUGAUUUUGAAUACUGAUUACUCUGUUUACCUGUUCAAGAUAUAGGGUUCACGGUGGAUGUGACCAGUUGAUAGAAGAAAAUAGAGAAGAAAGAAGAAUUCAUGAUGGUAAGUUCUUUUCUAAUUUACUACUUUAAAGACAGUUUUGUUACCGAUGAAAUAUUUCUUCAUGAAAUGGAAAGUUCAUGUACUGGAACAUUUUUCUUGGAGUUAUCUUAGAGUAGAACAUAUUUAGAGAACUGAGGUAUAAUUUUCUUUGAACUGGACAUUUUAAAAAUCUUCAUCUUGGAAUUUUGCAUUUCUUGGAAAUAACAUUGAAAGAAAGAAUUAUGUGUAAAUUUUCAUGGCGGUAGACAUAUUUAAAAUAAGAGAGAUGAUUGCUUUGUUAAAAAGCAUAUUAGAAAAUCAAUAUUGUCCAAAGAAAACUAGUUUGAUGGAGGUAUAUGAUAUCUAAGCUAAAAAAUACAAUUCAACAAUUUGUAAUGAAUGCAGUGGCGGAUUUAGAGGAAGGUCAUGACCCCCUUCCCCUUUUUUGUGACCAAAAAGUAGGUAAAACAACAGUACAAGUCUAGAUUUGACAGUACACACAUAAACAGGUACAUAAAGAUAAGCAAACCGAUUACACCAGUGUUUGUUGUUAUUUAUUGAAUUUGAUAUGUAUAAAUCUUAGUAAGAAUAACCCAUAAAAGUUACCUAAAAACAUCAAAAUCCUAAAGUCCCCAGACCCCAGUCUACCCCCCCUUCCUGUCAAACAAGUCCUGGAUCUGACACUGGAAAGAAUAGGCAUGACUUUAAUCAUAAUUGGAUUACCAAAUACGAAGAACAACGUUGUUAAACAAAAUCUUUAUUACUUAGGUAGCAGGGGACAGUUUCGCACUUUAUACUUGGUCAACUUUCUUCGGUUUAAAAUGGAAAUACCUCAUAUUUGAAGUGUUAUUACAUGUGUUAAAAUGUAUACAAUAAUUUUAGGAUACAUCUCAAAAGCUGAGUGCUUAAUGAAAAUGUUGAUAUGCAACAUGUAGGUGUCACCAUGAUUCCUAGCAUAUAAAUGAGUGCAGAUACAAAACUAAGAUCUCGACACGUGGUCAGCUGCUGCAGAAAUUCCAGUGAAAACCUGCAUGGUCCAGCAAAAGGUUUGUAACUGAGAGGGAAGGUGGAUGGCUCCUUAUGAAAUGUUAUUUUUUUAAAGAAUGGCAGACAGGGUUCUUGAUUGUGCAUAGUGUGUAAAUCCCCUAAUUCGGUACUUUGAUGGUGUGGGGGUGAUGCGGAUUAGCCCAAAUGAGAAGCGAGAAAGGGUCACUUGUUUUGUGCACCAGCACCAGUAUGUAUAGAUUACCUGUACAUGUAAUUUAGGGUCAUCAUUCAUAAACUACACUGAUAUGAAAUACAAAUAUCGACAUAAAAAGGAAAUGUGAUUUUUGAUUAGUUUGUCAUAAUCUGACAUUGAUGUACAACUCCAUCCCACAAGUCUCAGAACCCAAACAAACCGUCCCCAGCCACCUUGAAAAAAUCCGUGAUCUAAAUUCUUGUGAAUCCGACACAUUUUAAGAACCUUAUCUCUAGAAUGAAUUUUUUAAAAAGAAUAGUCUGCAUUUUGAGUGUGUACUGGGAUGAUUUAAUCAGUUGAUAUUGCUUAAUGACAUCAAUACUCGAACUUUCAAAAUCUCAUUUUGCAUUGUCAUAAUUUGAUCUGAAAUUUACAUUAUGUAGUGGUUUAAAAUGAACAAUUUUUAGAUAUUGUUUGCAUAAUUAACACUUCGACACCAGCAACUUUGUGAUUCUUUGUAUUAUUACAAUGACUUUCAUUGCCAAACCUUGGAAAUAUUGUUUUGCAAUUACGCAAUGUACUAUUGUUGUUCAAACAUUUCUUGUCAAAAAUGAAAUUAUUAAAUGGCACUGUAUUUCAAUCUACACCGCAUGGACAUAUUUUUUUUCAAUUAUUGUAAUGAUCUUUGAAAUCAUUGCGUAAAACUUAUACGGUACCAAUUUUGAUGCACCAGAUGCGCAUUUCGACAAAUAAUGUCUCUUCAGUGAUGCUCAACCGAAAUGUUUGAAAUCCGAAAUAACUAUGAAGUUUUAGAUCUAAAUAUACCCAAAAACAGCGUGCCAAACAAGUGGAGCCAGAUUCGUCCAAGGAUAAGAGCUAUGCAUGAGGGAGAUAAUCCUUAAUUUUGAAAUGAAUUUCUAAAUUUUAUAACAGCAAUUAAAUAUACAUCCGUAUUUUCAAGCUAGUAACGAAGUACUUAAAUAAGGUAAUAAGGAUUGACAUAAUGUGCCGUUUUCUUUACAUUCGAUAGUUUUGAGAGAUGAAGAUAUUUAAAUGCUAUUUGAUGCUUUAGUUUUGUGCUUAACUUUCUUAAUUUUAAUGAUUUUGUUUUGCAGUUGUCUUUUCAUUAUGUAGUUGUGAAAGAUGAAGAUAUUUAAAUGCACUUUGAUGUAUAUACAGUGUGUUAAAAAUUGCUUAUGUGCUGCCCUUUAAAGCAAUACAAGCUGUAACUGAUGGGAAAUAAAUUGAAAAAUAAACGAACAAAUAGAAUAACAUAUUUGUAAUUGAAUAUAGAUGAUCUCAUUGAUUCAGGGUGGAUCUGAAGCAAUAAACCCUCAUAUCAGACGAAAAUGUCGAUUUAUGAAUCAUUGUCAGGGUGACAAUGAUCGCUGCUCGUAAUCUCCGAUGUACAUUGACCUCGAAGAUCACCAGUUCGGAAAAAUGUGGAAGGGAGGCACUGAAAAAUUUGUAAACAAUUUCAUAUGCCAAUUUUAUAGCAAAUUCAAUAUCAAAAUGUUAUUUUAGUGUCACUUUUGCGUAAUCAUUACUUUCUUACACGUAUACUAUUUAUAUCUAGUGAUCAGUCAUUCAAAAACUUACUUUGUUAAACACCACUCUGACUCCAUGCACAAGUACUCUGAAGCUGAAAUAAAAAAUAUGCUAGAGUUCCUCAAUGACAAUAUCUUCGUGGUCUUUGGUGAUCAGGUCUUCCAACAGUCUGUUGGAAUUCCCAUGGGCACGAAUUGUGCUCCUUUGUUAGCUGACCUGUUUUUAUAUUCAAAUGAAGCAGAAUUUAUUCAAAAACUUCUACGUGAGAAGAAAAAAUCUCUCGCUGUGACCUUCAAUUCGACUUUUAGAUAUAUCGAUGACGUUUUGUCUAUUAACAAUGAUAACUUUCAUUCAUAUGUCGAUUUGAUAUAUCCCUGUGAGCUCGAAAUAAAGGACACCACAGAGUUGUCCACUUCUGCUUCAUACUUAGAUAUUUUAUUGAAAGUAGACAUUAACGGCAAACUGACAACUUAACUGUAUGACAAACGAGAUGAUUUCAGCUUCUCCAUCGUCAACUUCCCACAUUUAUGUAGCAAUAUUCCAUUAUCACCUGCAUAUGGUGUUUAUAUAUCUCAACUGAUUCGAUAUGCAAGAGCUUGUUCUGGGUAUAGUCAGUUUUUAAAUCGAGGUAAGCUACUGACAAACAAGUUGAUGGUACAGGGAUUUCAACAGUCUUGAUUGAAGUCAGCAUUUCGCAAAUUCUAUGGUCGUUAUAACGAUCUAGUUCGUCAAUAGAACCUCGCAUUAGGUCAAAUGCUGUCUGACGUGUUUCAUACCGAUUGUUAAGCCGUUCUUGGCACACUGAUUUGACUGCGGAUAACUCCGUUUACCUGAUCAGGAUAUGGGGCUCACGGCGGGUGUGACCGGUCAUCAGGGGAUGCUUACUCCUCCUAGGCACCUGAUCCCACCUCUGGUGUGUCCAGGGGUACGUGUUUGUCCAACUAUCUAUUUUGUAUUGCUUGUAGGAGUUUUGGGAUUAAUCACUGUUCAUUAUCUUCACUUUGCAUUUAAAGUCUUCCAUGACACAAUGUAAUAUUUUAAAAGAAACGAAACGUGUAGUUACUCACGACAGUUUCCCUCUUUGUAUGACCAAGAUCUCAGCAACACGAUUGUGUUCGGCAUUCAUAGUUGCCAUGUCGGAAUAUACGAUGAUUGUGUCCAAGGCUACGGCGGUUUAUACGAAACGCCCAUUGUACGUAUGCUCUCAAGCAAUAUAAUUCCCUUGUAUACGAGUAUUUUGCUGAAUUUUUCUUCUGAGUUUGGGGAUUAUAUUAGUUAUACCUAUAAGUUUUAAUUGGGGCCUACUUAAAUUACCGUUAUGCAGUUAUAGCUUGCGUUGCUUUGAUUAAUUUUAGAUACGGUAGUUGUGAAAGAUGAAGAUAUUUUAAUGUUAUUUGAUGUAUAUAUGCAGUGUGUUUUAAUUGUGUGCUGAGCUUUACUUGAUUUGAUGGCAGUGUCAACACAAAGUAAUUAUGUGCUUUUUUGUAUUCGUGUUAAUUUCUGACGGAAGAAUUUUAUUUUGUAAUGGAGUGAAGUUUUACAUCAAGCUUACUUAAUUAUGCGAGUAACAAGCCUAUGGAAGAAAAUUGAGAUGAAGUUGUAUUCGAGUUCAACUAGCUGUUCAUAUACACUUUUCCUCUGAAUUUUAUCAGCAUUAGGAUUGCCGAUGUAAAUUUUUAUUUUUAUGCUAUAUAGAGAUGAAAUAGUUCUCAUGUAAAUAUAGUAAUUUAGUGUGACUAAUGACAGUUGGAUGCAGUAUGUGAUGCGUAACACCAAUAUUGACCUAUUCAGAUGGAUAGGGGAUUUUCUUUCACACUACAGAACAACAAAGGGGAGAUGGUUAUCGCAAACAGCAUCGAAUAAUUCCAGAAUUUUCAAGAAGGGGGAGGGAGCAACCCCCACCCUCCAAAAAAUGAAAACCCAAAGCUUAAACCUGAUUUGCACCAUCUUCAAAAUAGGUCGGAAGGGAGAGGUUAAGAGACAAACGAAACACAUUUUCUUACAUGUUUUUCUCUCAAUCUUCGAAAUCUUAAAUCGUGAGGGGGGUAUUAACUACAUGCCAUUGUGUUCAAUUCACCACUUCAUCUUAACAUUCCUGCCAUCUAAUACUUCUAAAAAGAUAUGUUGAUUUUUUUUAAAUCAUUAAUUUCUUUUUUAGUCUACCCCCAACCCUCAGUGAUUCUCCAAGUCUAUCAUUUGGGAGAAUAUUUGUGGUUUUUCAAUAGAAGCAUUGUUUGCAUGAGAUGUCUGUUUGAAAAAGAAAAAUCCCUAUUAAAAUUUAAUAUUCCUCCUAUCUUUUUUUUUAAUGCUAUACUCUCUUAAAAUAACAAUUCCAUUAAAAUAUUUAAGAAGUAAGGUAUCAUUUUAAAAUAGUUAUUGGGAUAUAAAUACGGGUUGGUCACGUCAUUAAAUUCAAAGUGACGUAAAAAAAAAGAUUGAACACGUACCAACCCAUAUUUAUAACUUGAUAAAUAUUUUACUUACUUUGUCUUGUUACUUAUAUUUACAGUUUUGAUCGAUAACAUUGUUGAAUUGUGUUAACAACACGUUUCCAUACAUUUCGCAUUGUUGACCUACAUAACGCUUCGUUCAAAAUGACGAAAACAGAAAACGAAGUUCCAUCAAAUAUGAAAAACUGUUUUAAUUAUUAAGACGCUAAAAAGCAAGCAUAUCAACAUAUACAUCAACUCAGGAGUAUAUAAUGGAAAUCUCUUCCUUAUGUCUAAUUGCAGGGGGGGGGGGGGACUGAUGAUUUAAAAGGAGGAGGUGCAAGGUUACACUUAAAAGUUGUGAUGCGCUUUCACUUUUGAAAGUUGAAGAAGCAGUUGUUGAAGACCGGCUUUGAAAGAUAUUCUGUGGACAUUACGGAGUAAAAAGAAGACUGAGGUGGAGGAACAUGAAGAACAGGGCGGCAGUAGUCAGGUGUAGGCAAAUCAUUUAUACAUAGGAGAGAGGCCGCAACUCAGGUGAAUCUACGGAAAGAACAGCAAAUCGCAGAGGAUGUGGAAGUGCACGAAGGUUUUCAACGACGCCUCGCUUCGAUGUCCCGACAUAAACUUGGAAACCAACAUCACCUCGUGGCUGCUGUGGCCGUGUCACGGAGGUUGUGCGAUGUGUAGGUCUUAAUGCACUUUUACGACUUAUCGACCCUAACUCAUGCGAAUGACUUUUUGCUAAAGCCUAAUGUCACCGUCUAGAAGUAGGUACAAUUCCGCUUCACCGACCACCAGGGUGUAAUUGUAGCAGACGAAAUUUUAGACAUACAUUAGUGAGACAUUGUUUUACAGAAAUGUUUUUAUCAAUUAUUGAUGAAAUCCACUGCUUGGAAUACAGAUAAAAUCAAAAAUACAUUUUGUGAUAUUGAUUUCAUCUAUUGAUAGACUUCUGUAGUAAGCGAGAGCGAUUACUAGAUCUGUAUUGCCUUAGUAAAAGUAGUACCUGUUACCUACUUUCAACAAAUAUUCGUACGCAUAGCCGUGACCUCCAUUGACCCCGUAGUGGAUUUAUACAGUGAUAAAAACGUAUUGCUCGUAAUAGUGUUAUAGAGGAGAAAACAGUUGAAAAUGUAAAUAUCUUACAUUACCAAGAACUUGCAUUUGUAUUUUCUAUUCGUAAACACCGAUUCAGUUUUUGCCAGUCUAUGACAGAAACGCAGGUUGAAACUCAUCUCCUUGCAGCGAUGCUCAAUGUAAUUACAAUAUACUCAGAUCUGAGAAAUGAUAAAAAAAAGAUGUUUGUAAUGUAUUUAUCUUUAUUUACAAAAAUCAUAAUGAUAAUAAUAAAAUUUGUAGUGCAGAUCCUCAUCUGAGUCGACCGUUUUGCUUAUGUCGAUAUCCAAGCAUUGUUACUUAGGUAUAUUUGAUAUAAACUGAAAAUGCUCUUGAUGCAAGGUGACGAUAACGAACAGAGAUCAACCUCAUAACUCCUAUAAGCAAUACAAAAUAGAUAGUUGGGCAAACACGGACCCCUUGACACACCAGAGAUGGGACCAGGUGCCCAAGAGGAGCAAGCAUCCCCUGUUGACCGGUCACACCCGCUGCGAGCCCUAUAUCUUGAUUAGGUAAACGGAGUUAUCCGCAGUCAAUAUCAGUGUGCCAAGAACGGCUUAACAAUCUGUAUGAAACACGUCAGGCAGCAUUUGACCCAAUGCGAGGUUGUAUGGACGAACUAGAUCGUUAUAACGACUAUAGAAUUUGCGAAAUGCUGACUUCAAUCGAGACUGUUGAAAUCUCUGUACCAUCAACUUGUUUGUCAGUAGCAUACAUCGUAUUAAAAACUGACUAUUCGCAGAACAAGCUCUUGCAUAUGGAAUCAGUUGAGAUAUAUAAGAAAAGAAUAAAACCCAGAGAAUGUAUUCGUCAACGUGGUACUGACUAAAUCCCGGUCUUCGAUAUCGGUCCCGUGACUGAAACCCGAACCGGCCUUUAGUAUGCGAUCUUUACUGUUCGUUAUCUUCGCCUUUCAUUUGUCGGUCCUACCGAUCCUGAAGUUUUCACAUAUCAUUUUAUGAAAGAAGAAAAUAGUAUGAUCAAUCAACUAUCAGAAUCCAGGCAUGAGAUACCAUCUAUGAAUUAACAAGAAAUGAGGCUCAAAUAUUCUGAUAAAUCUUUUUUUAUCGAAUAAAGAAGUCUGGGACCAGGACCGAAGACCGGGACGAAGACCAGGUCUUAAUCGGUACCCACGUCAGCUAUAGAUGUUUGAUUUAUAAAAAUGAUAUUCCUCUUGAUGUUGAAUGGUUAAAAUAUUUGUUUCAGAUUUAACAUUGUGUCAUUCAUGGAAUAUAAUUGUCUUGUAUUUUGGGGUAAUUCUAAAAAUAGCCUGACUUUGAGAAAUCGUUACUUUGUAUUGAAAAAAAUACCCGCUUUGAGUUUUUUUUAAUAUUUUCUGCUAUAAACCUAUUCAAACUUUUGGUCAUAGUAUUUAAAAAUUCCGAUGCUUCAUUUUUUAGGAAGAAAGACCUGACAAAUCCCCCAAAAUUUGAAAUUUGAAGAAACCACUUAUCUUAGACUGCUAGACAUAAUACUUUCUGUACUUACUAUCAAUCUGCUUUUUAUUGUUUUGAAUGUAGAAACAAAUAUAAUUUAAUUAAACAAGUUACUUUAAUGAUAUAUUUUGUAUGUUAAAAGCAAUAAAAUGUUCAAAUUUCACAAAAAUUGGGUUUUUAAUGCUAUCCAAAUGACAAAUAUGGUGAGAAAUGACUUUUUGUUGCCAUGGCACCAGGGUUAUUUUUUAUUGUUUUUUUUUUUUUUAAUAUUGAUAUUUACGUUUCCGUAAAGUAUUUAAUAAGAAACAUGUAAAGAAAGAAUGAGGAUAUUUUUUGACAUACCAUUUCUCAAUACCUUAGUAAUUCUUUGAUCAUUACAUAGAAUUGCUCUUAAGUAACAACCUUCCAUUCUAGUGUUUUGAACUAACAAGCUAUUAAUGUUUUAAAAUUUCAUUUUAGCUUCUUCAUUUGCCCCGAGCUUUAAUAGCAUCCAUUAGUUUCAAAUUGCAAAGCUUUAUGUUCAAAAGCCGAGACAUAUCCGCUUUUCCAAGCAUAGAACAAAUAAAAUAUUUACCCUUGUUUAAAUCAUUAGCCGAAAAGAAAACUUCUAAGUGACUUGUGGAAUUUAAUGAACCAUUUUUCAGUUACAGACCAAUCAUAUAUAUCAAUGGUAAUAUUGGUUCGUGAAUUUCACUACUGUCCUGGCCUUCUGAGAAAGGAAACGAUGCAGAAAUUUGAUUUAAUUUUAACGAUAUUAUUAGGAUUUGUUACUUUUUUUAGCAAUUGUAAAUUGCCGGGGAAUGUAUUUUACGGAAAGAAAGCUGAUGGUAAUUUAGAGUAUUUGAAAGAGAGUCCUAUUGGUCUCCAGCAGUGUGUUCGAAUGUGUUACCUUAACAGACCGUGUAAAUCUGUGAGCUAUAACAAGAUACAGCUGACUUGUCACCUCCACGAAGAGGACAUCCAACCGGAAGCUCUGGUCAGCGACGACUGCUGCCACUUUGUCAACAAUAUCACAGGAACACAGAAUUUGAUGAAGAAUUGCGCUCAAAACAGCUGUGGUUUACAAGAAUCUUGCGUCAAUUUAAAAAACGCGAAAACCUGUAUCAAAUCCAGGUGUUCACACGGGAUGUAUUCAUAUGAGGAGGAAACAAAAAUGUGUUUCAGAGUCGUCUACAAAACCUUUCUAAACUGGACCGAUGCGGAGAACUUUUGUCAAAGAGACAGGGGGCACCUGAUAAAUGUGGAUACAGCAAACAAAAAUACCUUCAUUUCUCAGCAAUUACAAAUAUUAUCUUCACUAGGACAUAGCAUAUUCAAAUUCUGGAUUGGAAUAAAUGAUCGAGAGAAUGAAGGAGUAUUCAUUGGGAUGAACGGACAUUCUCUUAACUUCACCAACUGGGGCGACGGUCAGCCGAAUAAUUAUGACAACACAUGUGCAUCAGAAGCUGAUUGCGGCACCACCAGAAAAAGUGGGAAUUGGGGAGAUGAAUGCUGUGGCAACCUCUACGGAUUUAUCUGUGAAAUCGUAUGAAGAAAAUCAAACAUUCUGUGAAAUCGUAUAAACAAAAUCAAACACUCUAUGAAAUUGUUUGAAUAAAUCAAAAGAUUGUAUCUGUAAAAUUGUCUGAGAACUCAAAACAAACGUUUAUUUUCCCCAGAAGCUACCUCAAUUGUGAAUUUGUUUCAUUAUCCAAACAAAACUUUUUUAUCUGCAAAAUUAUCUGAUCAAAACCAAAGAUUUAUGAUUUGUUUUGUUAUGCACAAUUGUCUGAAUAAAUCCAUGUACUUGAA
Molecule: messenger RNA, 10093 nt
Organism: Ostrea edulis (European flat oyster)
Lineage: Eukaryota; Metazoa; Mollusca; Bivalvia; Ostreida; Ostreidae
Product: low affinity immunoglobulin epsilon Fc receptor-like
Exons: 5
Coding region: 8931-9833 (300 amino acids)
Molecular function (GO): signaling receptor activity
Source: RefSeq, a predicted model, not a curated record